Venturia canescens is the source of this 3832-nucleotide messenger RNA. RefSeq names its product Spaetzle domain-containing protein 3 (gene spz3). Gene Ontology annotation, cellular component: extracellular region. Lineage: Eukaryota; Metazoa; Arthropoda; Insecta; Hymenoptera; Ichneumonidae. Bases 1668 to 3224 code for a protein of 518 amino acids. Gene Ontology annotation, molecular function: growth factor activity; Toll binding. The record is from RefSeq and is a predicted model, not a curated record. The transcript is spliced from 8 exons. Gene Ontology annotation, biological process: central nervous system formation; innate immune response.
AAGGGACGAAAAAUUGUAAAAUUCAAAGAAAUAUGCUGUUUGUAAUCGGUGGUUAAAUAUUAAAAAAAUUCUUGAAAAAUAAUACAUUCCUCGCUAUACAGAACGAAUCAGUUUUCUCCGUGCAGGAUUUCGUUGACGCAAACGGAAAUGACUUCGAGUUUUGGGCUUAUCUACUUUCGUUGGUUGCUCACAAGGAUCGAGUUCCGCGGAGUGGAAACGGUGCAAGGAGCAGAAACUGCCGAGUUGAAUAAAGAAGAAGAGAAAAAUGGAAGGAGUUUCGAUAGAAUCGAGAAACAACGAUCGAGACUUACGAUGAAAAUGAGCUCUGCGAAGAGGAGGGAGGAGGAGAAAGAGAAGAAACUUCAUUUUCGAGGAAUGAAAUCGCCGAGAGCCUUUGGAAUGAAGAAAGAGAGAAAGGAAGAUUGGAAAGAGAGUCGGAGAGGGAAAGAGAGAAAGAGAGAGUGCUCGCCUCUCCGAUUAUGUAUGUAUGGAGGGACAGCAUCCAGCGAAUCUUACAGCUCAGUGAGGCUAGCACGAGCUCGCACGCUCGAUCUCUCUCUCUUUUGCUUUGACUCGCGGUCUUUAUCCCUUUCGCGGUCUCGGUAACGUUUCUUUCAGUUGUCGCUCGUCGCUCGAGCGUUACACGCACGUUUCCGUGGUAUCGCAUUGGAAAAAAACAACGCGGUCCGCUCAGUUAAAUCGAACAGCGAUUAGCCGAGCGCGUUGCGGCUUGGAAACUUUGCAAUCAAUUAGUCAAGGCGGAGAACAAUUCCGACUUACAGUCUGAGAGGUUCCAGACAAUUUUUCAUCCGUUUAACGAUCCGUCUGCGAUAAAAAUUCGACAAAUUCCAUUGGAGUGAUUGCCCUCGAGAUAAACAAACGUGAAAUGUUGUCCCAUGUAUUUCUCCCGGAAUAUCCUCGUCGAGACUAAGUUUUUGGGAAGUUCAAAAGUACGAAAACCUUGCAACCACCUGGCAGAGGAUUGGACCGCUCGUCCCAGAGAAAUUCGCUCCUCGGCUCCCUCGAUAUUCAUUCGUGACUUCAAAAUAACGUGACACGUUGCAGCUUAUCGUUAUACGUUAUGCAGACUCGUUAGGAAAAGUUAGUCGGUGCGAUUUUAAGGGAAUAAACUUUCGGAUAUACAGUCAUACCGAAGCGAAUGUUGGGCUCGUGCAAAUGUCAAGAUCUAAUGAUCGUUACGAGGGGCUUUUUCGAGUCCCAUUUCCAGUGAAAUAUCACUGACACACGGCGCGGAGCAGAAUGGUUUUUCGAUCUUCCUGGUAGCUCGUACUCUCGAAUACCUUGAUGGUAUUCCAAGGUCAUCGAGCUGAAAGAGUGGACCCCGAUACGGAAAGUCCUCGCGAGGCAGAGGACAUAAACGCUCGCUCUCGGCUAAAUAAUGGAGGUCGACAUUGACGCCUUACUCGUUCAGUGAGGAAGAGUCCUUUGAAUCUACGAAAAAAUAAGGAAAAACAAAGAAACGUAAAGCGACGUGCGCCAGUGCCAAAAUGGCUUUGUCUCGAAUGGCAAGGAACGUUCACUGAGCUCAAAUUCAUCGAAUAACCGGAAGAAAUACUGCAGCAGUGCCGACGAUAUAGAGAGAGAGAGAGAGAGAGAGCAGCGGACGUUCUCGAAAAAACUGAAAUUUCUAGUCCAACUGUUCGAGAAUGUCUCUGGCCAACUUCAGUUUUCCAUUUCAAUUGGCGGCUUCGUCCUCGUACGCUUUCCCCGGUGGCCAAACUCCCCAAUCGGCAAUCAGUAAUUUACGCUUGAAUGCGGUUUUGCCACCGACGCCCGCACCGGCGUUCAACGACGACAGAAGAUACGAGAACGAACCGUACAUCACCCCGGCCCAGUACCAGCAUCAGCAUCAACAGCAGCAACAACGCCAGAGAGAACAACAACUCCGAGCCCAAGAAUCGUACGCCGGACAUCGCCACCAUUAUCUCGGCAACUCCGGCUCCUCCGGCUCUACUAACCAGGACACCAGAUACGCCAAUUACAAUCAAGACUUUCGGAGGACUCGGCCGAGACAACAACAAGUGCCGCAACAGGCUACGAACCAACAGCAACAAAACAGACAUCACGUUUCUUCAGCGAGCAACGAACAACCCUCGUCGCGAUCACAAACUCGAGGGUCCAAUCAUCAGGAACAUCCACAUCCUCAACAAAACCCUCCAGCGAGUGUUCCGAGUGCCGAUGACUCCAGAAAUGUUGGGCAGGAUAAUUACCCUGAGAGACCCGACGACGGCUACACGAGAGUGAAUGGCGGUGCUUACGGUAGUGCAGACGCGAAAACCUCGAUCCACGCGAUUCUGGAUUACGACGAUGACGACGAGAGUAAUGUCGAGGAUUAUUACGAUGACGAGGCUGCGGAUAUGCCGAAAAAUACUCGUGUCACACCGAUACAGGGCCCGAUAUACGUAAAAAACGGUACCGUCCCGGUCGUACCUUUAUACUCGUAUCCGCAGCUGAACAAUGGUAGUUUCGUGCAAAUACCGAUUCUCUGGACCGCAUUAUCGGUCGCUUUGGGAGUCGAGUUGCGAGGCGAUCUUGUCAAGGGGACACCGUGCAUCAAGAGAUACCAUCAACUUUAUUGCCCAACCGCUGGCAAAACUUAUCCCACCGAUCGAAUAGAACAUUUUAUAGAUGAAAAUAAAGCUCUCAUGAAACGAAUGUACGGGGUGUUCGAGAUGGACGAGGAUUUUGGUCCUCCGAGUCACCAGCCUGGCAGGAGAAGACGGAGGAACGCGAAGUUCGGCGAACCGGAUGGUGGCCCGAGCUUACGCUACGCCAACGACGAUCCUGUCAUCGAAGGUGGCGAUUCGAUUUUCAGCAAAGCUCGAAAGACGCGACAAACCAGUGUGAAUGCUGGUGGAAACGAGAGUGGACGCAUCGACGCUUGUGAAUCCAAAGCUGAAAUCGUCACUCCCUAUUGGGCGAAAAACAGCGCUGCUAAAACUCGAGCUAUUGUCAAUACCCAACAUUUCGAACAGGCGAUCCACCAGGAAAUGUGCACAAAAACACACACGAAUCGUUGCCACGGUGAAUGCGGUUGCGAGCAAAAGUACAAGUGGCACAGGCUGUUGGCUUACGAUCCAGACGACGAUUGCAAAGGUAUCUUCAUGGACUGGUUCAUUUUUCCGUCGUGUUGCGUCUGCAGAUGCGAACCGACGAGCGCAGCGAGUCGAAUAUUCUCGCCGAAGCAGACCAAUCGAAAUUGAGACACUUUCGUUUGUUUCUCAUCUCCGAAAAGUGCGUUUGAGAGGAGAAAAAAGCUACGUCGACACUGAAAAAGCUGGGGAAAGGACUGGAGCGGUUUGUUUACUUUGUCGAAGUAUUUUGUGACGUAGGACGAAAUUCGAAGCUCGAGAAAACUCGUAAAACCUCGUCGAGGACUCCAAUGAUCCUCCUUUCUUCUGCGAGUCCAAAGAAUUCAAGCAGCGAAUCACGAAUGGACGCUUAAAUAUUUACGUUUCGUCACAAGUUUUUCGACUUUUUUCCUCCGCAUAUGAAAUUCAGCACAAGCGCGGUGCUUGCGUUUCGUGAUUGUACAGAAAUCUCGUGUAGUGUUAAUGUAUUUCAACGAACUGAGGACACGUUAGAGAAAUUUUUAGUGCCUAGAUUUCAUCACCUUUCAAACGAAUCGAUUCAAAUCUCACUUUUCCAAGUUUUGCCUUAUUUUUUAAGCCCUAAGCAGAUCUCGCAAUGUUUCAUUAUGAAAAUUUCCUAUUCAUACUCCACUUAGAGAAAAAAUAUAUUUAGUCAUCGUUGAUAUACUCGUAAUUAAGGUGUAAAUCACAUUUUUCCAAAAUAAACAUUUUUUUUUAAA